Molecule: messenger RNA, 768 nt
Organism: Vigna unguiculata (cowpea)
Lineage: Eukaryota; Viridiplantae; Streptophyta; Magnoliopsida; Fabales; Fabaceae
Source: RefSeq, a predicted model, not a curated record
AUGAUGAUUGGUGGUAUACAUCAUGUAUCUGCAACAAAGCAGUUUAUCCUGAUUCCAAAAUGUUUUUUUGUGAAAAGUGUAACAAGCAUGUCAUUAAGGUAUAAACUGAAACUUCGUGUAAUUAAUGCUACGGAUUCUACAACUUUUGUUGUAUUUGAUCGUGAUGCAAGUGCAAUGUUGAAGAAAUCAUGCUUUGACAUUCUUGACUUGCAAGACAAGAACACUGCUGCUGGAGACUUGCCUAAAGAGUUUGAAGUCCUAAUUGAUAAGACCUAUCUGUUCAAAGUUGAGUGCAAGAAUGAUUAUAAUACCAAAUUUGAACAAUCAUUCAGAGUUAAAAAAGUUUGCAUGGAUGAAAAAGUAAUUGAAAGCUUUUCUGAUGUUGAAAUUAAGUCUUUGGAUCUAUACUCUACAAAUGAAGAAGAAAGCAAAUUAAAUGAGCGAACAAAUCAAAUCUCAUCUGAUUCCAUUGCAGAGGAUUUGUUGAUCAAAUUCACAGAAGAAUCAAAUGAUGUUGAGACUCUAAGUGAUGAUUUGAACAAUAUAGUAUCAAGCCAUGUUCCUCCCAAAGAAUCCUUGAAAAAUAAAAAUGUAAUUGAUGUUCAAAUUCAUGAGUUAACCCGCAAAGAAUCAUCUCAUCUGGACAAUCUUGAUUUGGCUACUCAGCCACCUCUUCCAGCACUUAAAAGACAAAGUCGAUCUAUGGUUCAAGAAAACAAGAAGAUUCCAGUGAAGAUGUUGAAGAAGAAUAUAAAGAUUGAAAAGUGA